ACCGCAGCUGCCCAGAGUGAGUCAAGGUUACUUGGCCCGAGGGCGGGAGCUGCCCAGACGUUCUGACCCUUUCAAGCCAGCUUUGCACAGGCUGCACGCUGGGAAAGAUUCGUGUCCCCACAGUUUGGGCGCCGCGAGUGGGCUGGAGCAGGGAGAGGUAGGGCGGGCGGGGCGGAGCUCGGCGGUUGCCAGGGGCGGGGCGGCACGGCUGGCGCGGAUCUCCGUGGGCGACUGCCACGCACUGUUUGUUGGCUCCCUCCAGCUCGCGCGCCGCCUGUUGCUCUCUAUUCCCGGCCGCCGGUUUCCCGCCGGGGAGGUAGGCGGACCGAGAGUACCAGCGCGUGGGUUGCCUCCCGCCUUCCUCUCGUCCCGGCUCAAGGGUGAUCAAGGGCCCCCCCACCCCCGGGCGUCCCCGACAGCGCGGACGCUGCCAGCUCCCGGCGCGCCCUGGACCGCGCGCCCAGACUCCGGGCGCUGCGCCGCGAUGAACGCGAGCUUCCUGAACCACAGCGGCCUGGAAGAGGCAGGUGGCGACGCCCGGGCCGCCCUGGGGAACCGUAGCCACGGGCUGGGCACGUGGCUAGAUUGCUGCUCCGGGGGCGCACCGCUGACCGCCAGCGACGGGGUCCCCGCGGGGCUGGCGCCCGACGAACGCAGCCUGUGGGUGUCGCGCGUGGCUCAGAUCGCCGUACUCUGCGUGCUGUCGCUCACCGUGGUCUUCGGCGUUUUCUUUCUGGGCUGCAACCUGCUCAUCAAGUCCGAGAGCAUGAUCAACUUUCUGAUGCAGGAGCGCAGGCCCUCCAAGGACGUGGGCGCCGCCAUCCUGGGACUGUACUGAGCUCCGCCGCCUUCGCCAACGUCGCAGCACCGCGAGCAAGGGACCGCAGAACAUCUGCCUGGAGGCUUUAGCCCCCGGCUGUGGUCAGCGACGUGGCUCGCACCGCCCCAGCCUGAACAUCUUGGGACUCAGCAGCAGCAGAGCGCACGAAGGGACUGUCACUCCGGGCUCUCACUCUGUAUGCGCUCCAGUGGGGGUCGGGAGCACAGGGUUCGUCACAGGUUUUUUACGAAGAGACAUUCCGGGCAG
Alexandromys fortis (reed vole) is the source of this 1087-nucleotide messenger RNA. RefSeq names its product reprimo like (gene Rprml). The transcript has a single exon. The record is from RefSeq and is a predicted model, not a curated record. Lineage: Eukaryota; Metazoa; Chordata; Mammalia; Rodentia; Cricetidae. The coding region runs from base 485 to 838 and encodes 117 amino acids.